Molecule: messenger RNA, 1992 nt
Organism: Saccharomycopsis crataegensis
Lineage: Eukaryota; Fungi; Ascomycota; Saccharomycetes; Ascoideales; Saccharomycopsidaceae
Product: leucine-rich repeat domain-containing protein
Exons: 1
Coding region: 1-1992 (663 amino acids)
Molecular function (GO): protein binding
Source: RefSeq, a predicted model, not a curated record
AUGUGCGCUGGAAUUUCAUGUUUCCCCGUAGAGAAACUACCAAACGAAUUGAUAAUCACAGUAUUGGAAACUUUAGAUCCUUAUAACAUUCUAUUUUUAAUAAAAUUUCUUCCAUCUAGUCACAAAGUAUACGAAUGUUCUUUGUUUUUGUUGCUUCAUACAAUUCAGGUGUAUUACGAUAGUGAAAAUAAGAAACUUGGGUGUUUUGAGGAUAUUUUCGAAAUUGCGGACGAAUAUCAUGAUUGUACUCGUGGUCUGUUCAAAGAAUUUAUGAAGCCAAUUUUCUUGAUCCAUUGCGAGAACCUUCCGAAAAUUUUAAAAUAUCAAUCAGCUAUCAAAAAGCUCGUGAUAUGCGAAAGAAAGGACAGAAUUGUUACUAGGGCACCGCCUCUAAUAGAUGACAAAAAUUUUGAAAUUAUUCAGCUGUUCUUAAAUAAUUGUUCCAAUAUACACGAAGUUGAAAAUGCUAGUGGCUUAAACCUCCGUUAUCCUAACUUAACAGAAAUUUUAAGCGAAACAGGAGAAUAUUCUCUGAAAACACAUGAUGGCUGCACUAUUGUGUUAAGAAACUUGUCUCCAGAAAUAAAACAGCUAAACAUUAAAUGGAAAAGAAUUGCUUUUGACCUGAAAGCUUGUUUCCUCAAGUUAACUUAUCUUGUGAUAGAAUUUCACCUGUUAAAGGACUUCAAAGAUCUCCUAAUCAAUAGAUAUCGGUUCCCAUCUUUGAAAAAACUGGUAUUGCGUUGUGAUAAACCUCAUCAUUUGGUAUUGGUAGGUAUGGGAUUGGAAACUAUGAACACAAUCGACAGUUCCUGUUAUGAAGCUAUCAAGAAAAUUCUCCCAAAGCAAGCAAAUUUUUUGAAGUCUUUCAAACAAAAUUUGGUGAUCAACAGGUGUGGGACUUCGAUGAUCCUUGAGAUUUUGCAAGAUUGCAAAGCUUUAAAAACCAUUGAUCUAUCUGGUAACCGUAUUACAUUAAUUAACAAUAUGUUUUACAAAUUUGAGAAUCUAAUCUCUCUAAAACUUGAAUCUAACCAUAUUAGGAAUAUAAAAAACUUGAGCGGGCUUGUAAACUUGGAAUGGUUGCUGGUAGCAUAUAAACAAAUUGAAAGGGUUGAAAGUUUAGAUUUGCCUAGGCUCAAGAGCUUGAGCAUGAGUGGAAAUCGAUUAGAAGACGUUGGUUAUUUGCAUAGGCUAAAAAAUCUGAAAGAAUUGGGUAUAUCCUGUAAUUCUUCACUUAAGAGCUUUAAGUGUUUAUAUCAACUCAAAACUCUUGUUAUUCUACAUUGUGAUCGCGGAUAUGAGAAUCAAUACCAUAUAAACUUUGAAAGGCUACCAAAAUUAAGAACCCUCAAUACUGGUCUUAACUAUCUUCAAUUUAGUGAGCCCAUAAUCUUCCCUAAUUUGGAGAAAUUUGUUGUGAAAAAUUAUAAAAAUCUAAGAAUGUCUAUUUUGAGUGCGAAGUUUCCUAUUUUAAAGGAGUUGGAUCUAACCGGAAUCAAAAUCAAUGAUAUCACUCCUGUUGGUGAUAUGAUACACUUGGAAUUUUGUAUGUUGUCUCAUUCAGGGGUAAAGGACAUAAGGUGCCUUGGAAAAUGUGCCAAACUCAGAGAGCUUAACUUAUCAGAUAACCACAUAAUGUCAAUUGAUGGAAUCCUGAAUCUUAAAUUUUUGGGGUUCCUUGAUAUUCAGUAUAAUAAGGAGGUUUAUUGGGAAGAUGUUGUUUUUAACUGGCCACUGAUGACCUAUUUGAAUCUCUGUGGAUGUAAUAUUCAUCAUUUUCCGAGUCUUGUUACUCCAAAAUUACUAAAGUUAGAUUUACUGUUUAAUGCAAAUCUAUGGAGGGAGUUAGAUCGAUUGAAAGAGAUUAAAAGUUUAAGAUAUUUGGUAUUUAGACACAUUUCUCCUGAGAAGAUAAAAGAAGUUCCGGGCCAGAUUGUCCGUUUGGAGUCUAGAAGUUACUAUAGUUAUUCAAAUGAGAUUACAAUUUAA